AUGGCAGACACGGCCGACUCCCAGUACGCUCGGGUCUUUGGUGAGGACGCUGUUCGAAACACCCCAUCUUGCCUUGGAAAAGGAGAGUCGUGGUGGGCAGACCGGUACCAGUGGUUGAAGGAAAAUGGUUACGAACUCCGUCCACGGUACGCCCCAGGUUGGACACCAUCUUGGCGCAAGUCGAAGAAGGCGUUCUUCGAGUGUGAAGACGGACAAGUCCUUGUGGAUACCAGACUGGCAGACGCAGUACGCACUUCUGAUGGCAAGUUCGUCAUGUUGAAGAUGAUUACCACGUCCCGACACCCGCACGAAGCCGAGAUAGGUCAAUACCUGUCGUCAGAGCCUCUCGCAUCCGACCCUUUCAACCAUUGCGAGCCCAUAUACGAAGUUCUUCGUGUGCCCGGCGAUGACGAUGAAGUGGUUUUGGUUAUGCCACUUCUCAGGACCUUUCAUGAUCCGCCCUUCGACACUGUAGGUGAAUUCGUCGACUUCUGUAUCCAGGUCUUUUCAGGCUUGAAGUUUAUGCACGAUCAUCACGUCGCUCAUCGCGAUUGCUCAGAGCUCAAUAUCAUGAUGGAUGCACAUCCUAUGUUCGUUGGCAGCUGGCACCCCAUGCAACCCGAUAUGAAACGAGACCUUAGUGAUACGGUAACUUACUAUACUCGGACGAAGCGGCCCCCCAGGUAUUACUUCAUUGACUUUGGCAUCUCGCGUCGAUAUGACGAGUCCGUCGCGGACCCUCUUGAAGAGGUGAUCGAAGGCGGUGAUAAGACCGUCCCAGAGCACCAGCCCGACUGCCCUCCCCAGAACCCGUUCCGCACCGACAUCUACUGCGUCGGAAACGCCAUCCAAGAGCGCCUAUUGACGGAAACGCGCGGAUUGGAGUUUAUCCAGCCUCUCAUUGACGAUAUGAGGCAGGCAGAUCCAGCGAAGCGGCCUUCGGCGAGCGAUGUUGUCGAGCGCUUCGACGAGAUUGUUAAGGGCAUGAAUUCAUGGAGACUACGCUCCCGCGUGAUAUAUGUUACUGAUGGGAUGUUCACUAACGUCCUCCGCGGGCUGACGCACUGGUCUCGUCGCGUCCGGUUUGUUGUCACUCGAACGCCAUCGAUACCAAAACCUUCGUCCUAAAGGUUUGUUGAUAAUAUUAUGGAUGCUGAAUAAUCGUCACAUGGGCAGCGCCCUAUCGUCGAUGUCUUGAC
Coniophora puteana RWD-64-598 SS2 is the source of this 1199-nucleotide messenger RNA. RefSeq lists its product as uncharacterized. Gene Ontology annotation, molecular function: protein kinase activity; ATP binding. The record is from RefSeq and is a predicted model, not a curated record. Gene Ontology annotation, biological process: protein phosphorylation. The transcript is spliced from 5 exons. NCBI's taxonomy places the organism in Eukaryota, Fungi, Basidiomycota, Agaricomycetes, Boletales, Coniophoraceae. Bases 1 to 1128 code for a protein of 375 amino acids.